This is a messenger RNA of Tripterygium wilfordii, 1418 nucleotides long. Its product is annotated as protein OSB1, mitochondrial-like. Gene Ontology annotation, biological process: mitochondrial DNA replication; positive regulation of helicase activity. The coding region runs from base 143 to 1051 and encodes 302 amino acids. Gene Ontology annotation, cellular component: mitochondrial nucleoid. The record is from RefSeq and is a predicted model, not a curated record. Gene Ontology annotation, molecular function: single-stranded DNA binding. Lineage: Eukaryota; Viridiplantae; Streptophyta; Magnoliopsida; Celastrales; Celastraceae. The transcript is spliced from 5 exons.
GGUUGCACAAACAAUGAGUAUGGAGUGUCCACCAGUGUGGAUGUUCUAAGUUAAUUAAUUUAGGGUUUUAAAGGUAUUAAGGCUAAUUGUUACUCUCUUCAAAUCCUGCAAAUCCCGAUCAUCGCCUGUUCACUCAGACCGUAUGAUAAUCGCUUGUCGUAUUGGUGGCCUAAGCAAGAAUUCUUCUGUAAUUUCCCAGCAAAGAAGACAAGUACUCUUCUCGUGGUUCUCUACUGCUAACCCUAGACAAUCGUAUUUCUUCUCCGAUGGCGUUGAAGAGGAAAAAGGUGUCAGUGCCGUUUAUCGGCACGCGCUCAAAUUUCAGCGUCCAAACACGAUAAGAUGGCAACAACAGUUGGUGAACUCCGUCAAUUUUAUUGGAGCAGUGGAUCGCCCUGUGCAGAAACAAUCCUUCAAACGCGACCGCCCCGUCGGGGCAUACACCGUGCUCCGAAUCAAAAACUCCGGUGAUAUCAACCGCACGUUUAGGUUCGAUUCUUUGACUUUUCGAACUAUUUUGGCACCAGACAUAAGCUCAGAUAUUUGUUUUGACAUACUACUGCAAAUGUGGGAUGACCUAGCCAAAAUGUGUAUUGACCAUCUCAAGCCAAAUGAUGUCAUUCAUGUUUCAGGUCGUUUGGCGGGUUUCCUAAGUAAUCAUCCGAGUGGAAAUCGGCAGUAUCUUUACAAGGUAGUUGUGAAAGAAGUGAAUCACGUCACGCAAAGGGCUCAAGGCUCAACAAUCCAAAGUUCUGUGGAAUCACAAUCAGAAGAUUCUGGUAAGUCUGGGUUGGAGAGGUACAAGGACCGCCUUCGCUUGUGGCAAGUUUUCUUCACUAGCCCAUAUGAAUGGUGGGAUAACAGGAAAUGCAAAACGAAUCCACAACAGCCAGAUUUUAAGCACAAGGAUACUGGUGAAGCUCUUUGGCUAAGUCCAAAUGAUCCUCCAUGGAUUAAAAGACAGCUGCAACUAAUAGAUUCAGAGAUGGCAGAAAAAGGCAAAGUAGAAGUGGGUACUUCAUCUCGUGUAUCUAGAUGGGUCUAUGAUUAGUACGAUCCACUGGGAAAUCUUCAGGACAUAAAAGACAGGAUUGCAACCAUUUGAAAACAACUACAAUGACGGAUAACUUGAGAAGUAGUGUCAAGGAACUCCAUCCUCUAUUUGAGGUAUAUUGAGCAUGACCAUCAUUUGGCUUUUGUGUGGAUGAUUACGGAGUCAUUAUUGUGACAAUCCUUCUAGAUACAUUAUGGAAAUACAGUUGAUUUUUGGGUUGGGAAGAAUAUGUCAAACGUACUGGAUUUAUUUCAUGAAAUUGUUGUUGUGUAGAGAUAUAUAACUUCCAUUUACUUUGUACAUGCUAAUAGACAAAUUAGUAUUCUAGUGAAUAUUUUAAACAAUAGAGUAGCUGUGUUGAAUA